UUUGUAUAUACUGAAUGACAUUCCAAAAAAAAUGUGUUUAGAAGACAUUUGUGGAUGUUGCAUUUCAAACCAUCUGUUAAAAGCUUUGACUUGGAAUAAUGGAGUUGGAAAAUAGCGUGAAAAAGGCCGACGAAGUCGCUGAUGACGAUCGUAUCGAAUUGCCAUCUGAUACUUUAGCUAUUCUUAAUGAAUUUUUACGCAGCAAAAGUAUGCAGGAAUCUAUGGAAACAGAUCACAGCAAUUUCGAAGAAGAUUGGCAAUUGUCUCAAUUCUGGUACGAUGAGAAUACGAUACGUUUGUUGUCAGAAGUAUGUUCGAAGUUAAUUCUUCAUCGCCAUCAGAGUACACCUUCAUCACAAAUCAAAAUUGCUUUACUUUCUUGCCCGUCGCUUUACAAAUCCGUUAAGGCUGUUCAUCCAAAUGGUGUAGUCCGUCUGUUUGAAUUUGACAACAGGUUUUCUGUGUUCGGUGAUGAUUUCGUGUUCUAUGAUUACAAGGACAAAGAGAGAAACGAAACCUCUUUGAAAGAUUACGAAAAUCACUUUGAUAUCUUAAUCGCAGAUCCACCAUUUUUAUCACAAGAAUGCAUUGAACCUAUAGCAAAUAUAGUUAAGCGUUUGAAGAAAGAAGAUUCAAAGAUUAUUAUGUGCUCGGGACAAACAGCCGCAGGUUGGAUUAAAACCUUUCUAGAAUUGAAUCAAUGUGAAUUUCGUCCUGGCCACGAAAGAAAUCUAGCAAAUGAAUUUUGUUCUUAUGCCAACUUUGAUCUUGAUAAUUUUGUGCGAUAGCUUUUCAGUUAAUAAAGACUAACUUUUCAAUGAA
Molecule: messenger RNA, 822 nt
Organism: Sitodiplosis mosellana (orange wheat blossom midge)
Lineage: Eukaryota; Metazoa; Arthropoda; Insecta; Diptera; Cecidomyiidae
Product: protein-lysine N-methyltransferase CG9154
Exons: 2
Coding region: 99-788 (229 amino acids)
Biological process (GO): methylation
Molecular function (GO): protein-lysine N-methyltransferase activity; nucleic acid binding
Source: RefSeq, a predicted model, not a curated record